Rotaria sp. Silwood1 is the source of this 917-nucleotide messenger RNA. NCBI's taxonomy places the organism in Eukaryota, Metazoa, Rotifera, Eurotatoria, Philodinida, Philodinidae. The record is from the annotation of a GenBank genome assembly.
AUGACUGAUUCAAUUCUAAAAUUUCCUACAAUAAAAACAUUAAAAAAUACUGUUGGUAAACAACGUCGACUAAUUAGACCACCAUUACCAAAAUCUAUCAAAGAUUUACCUUCUCAAAUACCAAUACUAUAUACACUCACUAAAAAUAAUGCAAAUUUCCUUUUAUUUGAUGGGUGUUUAGGUGGAAAAAGAGGUUUGAUAUUCGCAUCUGAAGAUGAUAUUAAAUAUUUGGCAUAUCAAAAAUUUUGGUAUGCUGAUGGAACGUUUUACACAUCCCCCUCAAUCUUUUAUCAGAUCUAUAGUAUACGCGCCUUCGAUGAAGGAUUAUCAACUCCAUUUGUGUAUGCACUUCUUAGUGAUAAAUCAGAAGCAACAUACUAUGAUUUAUUUUCAACAUUGAUGAAGAAAAUAAUCGAAAUAUCAAAUAUGAUUCGACUUGAAUCUAUUACCAUUGAUUUUGAACUUGCCGUAAAAAAUACAUUUUGUAAACAUUUUCCACAUGUUACAGUAAAAGGAUGUCUUUUUCAUUAUGGAAAAGCACUUUUCCGAAAUCUCGUCAAUUUAAAUUUAAAAACACUAUUCCAACACGAUGAAUCUUUACGUGACUGGUUUAGAAGCUUUGCUGCAAUUGCACUUUUACCAGAAACAGAUAUGGACGAGGCAAGUCAAUAUUUACAGUCAAAAAAGCCAUUAUUAUAUGAAAAAGAGAUUGAUUUAUUUUUGCAAUAUCAUGAUAAAACGUAUGGUAUUAAUAGUAGUUUUCCACCAACAAUGUAUAAUCACUAUCAAAAUCUUAAUCCGCGUGCAAUAAAUUAUCUUGAAGGACGUCAUAAUAGAUGGAAAAAAAGAGCUACGAAACCUCAUAAUGACAUUUAUGUAUGUAUCGAUAUGUUUAAACAUGAACAACUGUUAGCUGC